AUGAGUGGCCACGGAAACGCAUCGACACCACCGAUCGUAUCUUUACUAUCUGGUGGAAUUGCUGGAGGGGUAGAAGGCGCUCUUACAUACCCAAUGGAGUUUGCCAAAACACGAGUUCAACUGCAUUCUGGCCCAUCUAAAUUACCACGGAAUCCAUUUCAGGUUGUUGUACAAGUAUACAAACAAGAAAGUAUAAGAGCUUUGUAUAAAGGGUGUGGUGCAUUAGUAUUUGGAUCUAUUGCAAAAGAUGCUGUACGAUUUACUUCGUAUGACAGCAUCAAAAACGUCUUUCGUGAUCCGGAGACUGGUGUUUUAUCUCCGGGCCGUAAUAUGUUAGCAGGCAUGGCAGCGGGAGUUGCAGCCAGCAUAUUUGCAGUUACACCUACUGAACGAAUCAAAACGGCGCUCAUCGAUGAUGCCAGGACCACGAGGCAAUAUAAUUCCACAAUGCAUUGUAUACGUACCAUUCUCAAAGAAGAUGGAUUUGUAGGUUUGUAUAGAGGUUUCAUUGGCACAACUCUCAAACAAGCUUCUGCAACCUCUUUUAGAAUGGGUUCGUACAACAUUAUCAAGGAUUUUCAGGUCGUACGAGAUAUUCCACAGAAUACUGUCCUGAACUUCGCGAAUGGGGCAGCGGCAGGCGUAAUCACUACUUUGGCAACACAACCAUUUGAUACUGUCAAAACGAGAAGUCAAUCUUCGAAAGUGACUACAACCACUCAAGCUGUAAUGGGUAUCAUCAAAGAUGGUGGUGUGAAAGCUUUUUGGAGAGGAACAGUCAUGAGAUUAUCACGGACUGUGUUUAGUGGUGGUGUUUUGUUCACAACCGCGGAAGCUAUGACAAAGAUUUUGAAUCCUAUAUUUGCACCACGGCGUGCUUAUGAAUCCCGUCAUCCACUCGUGCUACCAUCAUGUAGUUUGCACUCGUUAUCCAAGUGCAGACAUACGAAAUCGUACCCCUGUUACAGCUGGAAGAAUGUGACGCGUCAAGAGUCAUUGAUUUCAGCUAUGCCAGCGAAUAAGGGUCUUUUCUUCCGGAACUCAUCUGAUAACGAGGCCGUAAAGCCUACUAUGCUCGACCUAGUCACCACCAUAUUUCUCGGCGUCUUCAUUAUACUUGGAAAUGAACUUUGUCAGCAAAUUUACCAGCUCAAUUUAAACCCGUUUCGUCUCCACGAUACCGAGCAUUCAGAAGCGAUCAUUACUAGCGACUCAGAUUGA
Messenger RNA from Botrytis fragariae, 1221 nucleotides. RefSeq names its product putative tricarboxylate transport protein. The transcript is spliced from 3 exons. Lineage: Eukaryota; Fungi; Ascomycota; Leotiomycetes; Helotiales; Sclerotiniaceae. Bases 1 to 1221 code for a protein of 406 amino acids. Gene Ontology annotation, biological process: mitochondrial citrate transmembrane transport. The record is from RefSeq and is a predicted model, not a curated record.